GAUCUUUCGUAAACACGGAAGUAACCAUUGUGGGAAAAGCGAAGGUUCUGUUAUGGCUCAAUUCAUUAUUUAAACUAUUUUAUUAGUAGUAUUAUUUAAUGCUUUCAAGUUCAACAUUUAAUAUACAUACAGACCAUAUAUCUAUCCAUGGUCAAGUAAUGUUUUCCGGGUAAAAAACAAACAAACAAACUGGUACACUUGACAAGGGCGCCUACGCAGUGUUUCCUCGCCGACAUGCUGUGGAGAUCCUCGGGUUGUGAGUACCAAAGCCUUCCGCAGAGCGACUGGAGCUGCGACUCGCAUGUUUCUGUGGGCGGCGCCGUACAGUCUCCGUAUCUGCGAGGGGGAAACUCGUUUGACUUUGUCCCCAAAAUUACGGACGGCGACUUCACAGUUACCGAUCUGUGUUUCCUCUCAAGACCGAUCCCAGGGCUGGCUCUCCUGGCUGUGCCAGCUGAUGGUCACCCUUCUGGUCUAUGUUUUUGUCUUUUUCACAUUCCCGUUGUCUGCUUGGUUUGUCCUCAAGGUGGUGCCCAAUUACCAGAGGAUCGUCGUGUUCCGUCUGGGCCGGAUCCGCCCCCCAAAAGGGCCCGGCGUGGUCCUGAUACUGCCUUUCAUUGACCAAUGGCAGAGAGUUGAUCUUCGCACCAGAGCUUUUAACAUCCCGCCUUGCCAGGUGACCACCAUGGACGGCGCACUGCUGUCAGUGGGCGCUGAUAUACAGUUCAGAAUAUGGAACCCAGUUAUGUCUGUGAUAGCCGUGCAGGACCUGAAUGCCUCCACCCGUCUCACUGCGCAGAACGCUAUGACUUACACGCUCAGCAAAAAGACGGCCAGAGAAGUCCAGCUGGAGAGAGUCAAACUGGGCGAGCGUCUUGGGAUGGAUAUUAAUGACACGACUCGACCUUGGGGACUGGAGGUUGAUCGUGUGGAGCUUACAGUGGCAUCAGUGCUGCAGGCCCCAGAUGUCAGCCAGGCAGGGGGUGUCCUCGUGCCCCCCUUGAUACCUGGCUUGGAGGGCCUGGGGCCCCUGCAGGAGAUCGCAUCACGCUUUCUAAGCAGCAGUGGCUUUUCUCAGCCUGGGGGUGUUGUGAGCUUGGUGGACGAGCAAGGGUGCCGCCAUCCUGACACGCCUGCACCGUGCAGCCUGGAGGAUCUGCUGGGUGCCGUGGAGCCUCUCCUGUCUGAGCGGCUGGUCCGGCAGGUGGGGGCAUGCUUCCAGUUCAGCAUCAGCCGGAAUGAUGGCCAAGUCAGGAGCUGCUAUGUGGACUUGAGCCACGGGGCAGGGGCUUUGGGACUGGGGACACCUGACAGGGAUCCAGACGUCACCCUGCAGCUGAGUGAGGAGGACCUGCUGGCCUUGUUUGAGGGCAGCCUGCCCCCCUUCCAGGCCUAUGCCAAUGGGCGGCUGCUGGUGCAGGGUGACCUGAGCCUUGCCCUCAAGUUGGAGGAGCUCGUGAAGCUGCUGCGGCCGUGCUGAGGACAUCCUCCGCUGUGCUGCUGUGCGCUGCUCAUUGCACUUACAGGGGGAUGCAGCACACUGCCCCCCUCACGGGGCCCCACAUGGGGCCCCUCAAGGACCCCCACACCACUGCAGAUAUCAUCCUGGAUAAUUGAUAUAUGUGUUAUAUGGGCUUUAUUAUUCAUGUGAGUUUUAGCUCCAGAAGUGGCAGAUUGUUUUUAAUUGUUUUUGCUGCUUAAAUCAGCUGAAAUCUUUGGGACAGAACUAACAUUUUUGUAUUUGCAUGUAUUUGUAGAAAGAAUUGACAGGUUUUUAAGGAUUGUAUUUGCUUGUCAUUCAGUGUUGUGCAUGUCUUGUGUGCAGUGGUUUUUUAAAAUAAACUGAACAUUUUGUAAGAAGUC
Messenger RNA from Paramormyrops kingsleyae, 1863 nucleotides. NCBI's taxonomy places the organism in Eukaryota, Metazoa, Chordata, Actinopteri, Osteoglossiformes, Mormyridae. The record is from RefSeq and is a predicted model, not a curated record.